GUGUCAUGGGCAGUCAGUGGCGAAACGAUCAGCACUGUCAGGGUGGAAGCACAGAAAAGCAUCUGGAAACUGAAGGGAUCGUUCUGUACCAGCAGCAAUUGGACCGGGCAGUGCUUCGUGAGUUGCAACUGCGAGCAGAGCUGUCAGGUCCGCGAGUGGUGCCCUGGACACCUUCGAGUGGACGGGAGCAGCAUUUGGGUGCUGGGCCUGGGCAACCUCAACCAGGCAAGAGUGAUCUAGGCUCCGGCGGCAUGGCUUUGGUGGGUAGAUAUGCCUUAGUAGAAUAUGAUGUUGGUGGUCCUAGGCUUUGGCAUGAGCGGUGGGUCCUGGAACACAUAGCCAAUGAUGAGUACGUGGUAGCUACUCCAGACAGAGAUGUUUUCACAGAAGAUCUUUCUUUGCUGAAUGAAGAUUUGCGAGGGAUUCGAAUACGUCCAGCAGCUGGGGUUGUGCCUCCAGGGGUCACAGCAAAUCAGAUCUAUGGACUUCCAGCUUGGAACGCCGGGGAUCAGGCAGCUUUGCGUGCUGAAGCUGCGAGAGUGGCUCAACAAGAGCGGCAAGGGCGUGGAGCUGCUGCGGCGGGUGCUCCUGCUCCUGCGGUCGCUCCGGUGGUUGCUGGAGCAGGCCAAUCAGCGGGGGCUAGCGGUGGCUAUCCUGCUGGAACCUUGCGGUGGCUAGCAGCUGAAAAGUUCGGUGAUCGGGACUUUGGUUCCGAAGUGCCAGAGGUGGUGGUCAACAAGGUGAAGGGUGCCAAGCAUGUGCAGGACCUUGGUCAAGGAGUGCAUCUCUUUGUCGAGUGCGUGGAUGGCGGAGACUACUCAGCCUUCAUGGGUCGGGCCGGACGUGGCGAUGCCCGCGUCUUGGAGCUGGCUUUGAAUGGUAUGAUGGUGCCUGAGCGAUCUCUUCAAGAUGUGGCGAAGAUUUCUCGUGAGAAGCCAGUGUCGUGGAUCUUACCAGGUCCCCGCACCUCAACCUGGUGCAUCAACUACCUCGCCGUGGAGGGACUGGGCUUUGAAGGCCAUCAUGAGAGAGUGAGGCAGAUAUGCAAAGUCGAUAGCACUGCUUGGGGCAUUGCGGAACACUUCCAAGUUAGCAUGGCUCUGCGACAAGCCCUGCUUGUGGAUCAGCUGAAUGGAUGCAACCUUCUGAGCGUGGAGAUUCAGUUUCGGAGGCUGCAGACGAUAGAGUUCUCCUACGCCGAGAAAGCCCGGGAGAACGAAAAUCGAUCAAUGCCUGGAAAGCUGAGCCUUGAAGAGCAGAGAAGGCCAGAGAGGAGCGAGAAGCUGCUCGAAAACAAAACUCCGCCGCCAAGAAAAAGGGCGGCGGAGAUGAAAAUGCAUGAUGAGGAUCUGCCUCAGCUGGAUAGCCAUAAGGUUGAGGCAGAGAAUUAUGGCUGUGGAGGUCGCAGAGUUGCACGUGAUCUCUUUCCCUUGCCGGUCCCUACAGUGGAGCCGCCAGCUAGGAGCUGCUUGUCAAGAGGCUGCAAGCAGAGGAUUGGCAAGAGAAGGGAGGUCGAGAAGGAGGUCUGUCACACCGUCAGAUCUCUCAAUUUUUUGCAUGGAGGCAGUGGUUGGGAUCCUGGGCAGUCCGUGUGUGAAACUUUGUGCAUGAGCGCGGCCCAGGAGAAGUCACUGGAAUUCAUUGGUGCCUGCGUCGCUGAACUUGGCGGCCCAGGCAGUAUUGAUGGUUCAGAAGCCUUGCAAGCGCUUCGAAUCUCCGAGGACUAUGGUGGAACACCAGCCCCAUCAGCCCUUGGGUCCUUCGAUCCCGAACUCAUCUCGUUGCCUGCUGAGGAGUUGAAGCCCAACGAUCUGGCUAUGCUAUGGGGUGAGGACGGGCACAGUGCGGUGAAGGACUUUAUCCGCAAGCAAGUGCUGACCCGGGAAGAAGCAUCGAUCCAGCUCAGGGAAGCUGGGGUUGAGCGGUGCUACUCGGACCCUUUGUUGCGACAUCAGCCCACCUUCUGUGCCUUCGUGAAGAGACUAUGGAAGCUGGGUUUGGUGGACUUGAGUACAGAUGGGGGAGUGGAGCACGUGGAACUGUUCUGUGUGAAGAAGAAGCAGAGCAAACUUCGUCUCAUUGUGGAUUGUCGGAGGUCCAACUCUUGGUGCAGGGCUCCGGAAAAUGUGAGGUUGACUUCAGGUGAUAGCCUGAGCAAGAUUGAGCUCGGCGAGGAUGAAGAGCUCUUUGUUUGUUCAGCAGAUCUUCAGAAUGCCUUCUACACCAUGAAGAUGCCGGAGGAGCUGAGGAAGUUUUUCUGCCUCAGGUCAGUGACGGCAAAAGAAAUAGGCCUCACCGAGCUUAAUGGGAAGAGGCUGCGGCAGUCAGACCGUCUGACACCCCGUAUGGCUGUGUUGCCCAUGGGAUGGGCGUGGGCUUUGUGGUGGUGCCAACGACUUCAUGAGCGCAUAGCUGAAAGGGCCGGGCUUCUUCCUUCAGAACGACUCCAAGACUUUUGUGCGCCUCCCCUGGGUAAGUUCUGGCAUGUGCAGUAUGUUGACAACUUGCACGUGAUGGGGACCAACCGGGGGGAGGUGCUGAGUCGUUUCCGCCGAGCGGUCUCUGAGCUUCGAUGUGCGGGGCUCACCGUCCAUGAGGAGGAGGAGUUUGAAGAGGAGACCAAGAUCUUGGGUUGGCAGUAUGACAACAUGGGCAAGUUUCGUCCUAGCCGCCAGCGGGUUUGGAGGGUUCGACUGGCUCUUCGACACUUGCUGAAGCGAGGGCGAGCCAGUGGACAAGAGAUAGAGAGGCUCCUUGGACACAUCACCUUCAUAGCCCUGGGACGUCGCGAAACGCUGUCCAUCUUCGGCGAGUGCUACACUUUUAUCCAGAAACACUAUCGAACUGAAGUGCCACUCUGGAAAAGCGUGCGGUUCGAGCUGAAUGUUUGGGACGGCAUAGCACCUUUAGUUGUUCAAGAUCUUCGUAGCCCCUGGGUACCCCAAAUCAGUGCAGUUGAUGCUUCGGAGUGGGGUCUUGGUGUAUGUGUUGGGGAAGUCAGUGUUGAUGAAUGCAGAGAGCUAGGUCGGUACAAUGAGAGGUGGAGGUUUCGGUUGAAGAAUGCUAGUAGAGCUCGAGCUUUUAUUUUGGCAGACGAUCAAUUUCAAGGUGAACCCUGUGUAGCUGUUGAAGCAGAUUUCACUAUUGAUGAUGUGAUUAACAACUUUGAGACGGUGGCGGUGACAUGGCCUCAGAAAGUCAAAAAGAAUGCGAGAAAGGAGAAGCUGGCUCCUGCGGCGGCCUUGAUAGUAGAGCCGCCACGGCAGGGUCCAGUUGCUUGGGAAGUCGAGAUGUCAAAGGGGCCGAGCAAGCAAAAGAAGAAGCGCAGGGCCGCGCAGAGACAGGCAAAGGCCCUGUCACUGGCACCUUCAAAGUAUGUGAACCUGAGGAUGGCGUCAGUGAGCAAUGCUACCCUGAAGCGAUAUCAACAGGUGAAAGGCGACUUUGUGGGGUGGCAGCGAAAAAAGAAGAUCAAGGACAAGUACAAGGCGCUAGAGAGCUACUUGGAGCACUUGUACCUGGUGGGAGAAGACCUCUCUCUGGGGACUUACACUGUAGCAGCCCUUGUUCACUUCGAGCCGGAAAUGAAAUCCCAUCCCAGCAUGCCAAGGGUUCAGCAGACCUUGAAGGGGUGGCGCAAGAUGUGCCCACCUCGCAGCCGAAUGCCCCUGCCGUACGAGGUGGUCUGCCUGGUUGCUGUGAAAGCCAUCGAAGCCAACAAGCCCGAGAUCGCCCUGGCCUUGCUCCUCACAUUCUUCCUUUACCUUCGGCCGACGGAGUUCGAGACGUUGAGGACUCAGGACAUUGUCAGGCCGGUGAAAGGGGGAAAAGAGGUGUAUCGCCACUGGAGCAUCCUUUUGCAUCCCAUGGAGGAAGGAGUUCCUUCAAAGACCUUGCAAUGGGACGAGAGUCUGACCUUGGACCUCGAGCACAUGAAGCAGUUGGGCCCAGCCAUGGGUCGCGUGUUGGGUUUGCAGAGAAGGCCCAAGAAUCAGCUCAGCUUCACUACCAGCAGCCAGGAAGUCACCGAGUUCAUGAAGGAUAUGUGGCCCCAGAGCGGUUUGCAGCCGAUCGGGGAGCCACACAUGUACCGACUGAGACACGGGGGGGCCACCUUCGAGUUAGCAAACAAGCUCCGCCCCCUUCAGGAAGUCCAACUUCGAGGGAGAUGGAAGGCUUUGAAGAGCCUGAAAAACUACGAAAAAGGCGGUGCAAAGCCUCGAUCGGCACCUGCGCAACCUGCACUGAAGCCUCAAUGCUCGCUAAAGCUUCCAGUGUUUCUGGAGAUCUUCAGUGGCUCUGGGCGCUUGGGUCGAGCAGUUGGGCGUGUGGUAGGCAUCGCUGUUUUGUUGUGGGACAUCAACUUUGGGCCGGAGUACGACCUUACCAAUCCUAGUAUUCAACACCGAGUCAUGGAAUGGAUACGCACUGGUUAUGUUGUGGGCCUCCCCGACUUCGUUCUGAUGAAUGCCCACUUGGGCUGGAAGGACUCAAACCACAUGAUGCUCAGAAGGUUUGGCAAUCAAGUGGCCUCAGACAGCGAUUGCCUUUUAGUUUUUGCCUCUCGGGACUGGACCAUUCCCAUAGAAGAUCUGCCCAUUUGCUGCUUGGUGCUGCGCAAACAGCCACCGAGAUUGAUCGAUAUCACUAGAGACCGCUUCCAGAGGCAAAGGUAUCCGCUCACAAAUCCAUAUCCUGAUCGCUUUCCAUCCUUGCAGUUUUCUGAUACAAAUGUCAUGGAGUAUAUCUUGGCAGCAGAUGGUCAAGGAGUAAAUGAUAAGGAUGAAGUGUGGUCAGAGCUCGAGUUCCUAAUCACCCAGGGACAGCUGUGGGAUGAUGAAGAUGACGACGAGAACUACUGCUAUCGGAAUUGCACUGCUUUGCAUUAUGCGGCAGCUUUGAAUGAAGUCGCUCUUUGCAAACUGAUUUUGGAUCAUCCACAUUUUCAUGAAGCGGAUUCUUUUGCAAGUUUGGCAGAGGGUCCCUUCUGUUUUCGCGACGGUUGGACUGCUUUGCACGUGGCUUCCGCUGCGGGUGCGCGGGAGGUCUGCACACUCUUGUUGCAGCAUGCAAAAUUUACGGCCCUUCAAAACCAGGAUGAUGCUGGUGGAUUGACGGCUCUUCAUUUGGCAGUGAUGUUUGGACGCCACGACAUUGUCUCAGACUUACUGGGCAGUUUUGACCUCGCGGCCAUCAACUUGCGUAACCGCAGUGGGAUGACAGCUGUGGAUCUGGUGUUGGAGGGAAUGGAGGAUGCUCCUUGCAAGUUUUACAAGUCCAAGUAUUGGAAGAUGUUGGAAUUGAUGGUACCGAAGUUAGAUGCUGUCUCCUGGCAGGCCCUGACCGAAAAUCUCAUCCAUGAGUCCAAGCAAGAAGUGUUGAGGCUGUUCCAACACCGUGGGAAGAUGAUGGCCGGGGCUCACCUUGGAAAUGGCUACAUUGACCUCAAACUGCUAUACCACGAUGACAGCAGGGAGCUUUCAGCCAAGGAUGAUCGGGCGCAACGGCGAUACUUGACCCAAGAGAGAAGAAGAAAAACAUGUCUGAAAGCACAGAUCUCUCAAAAGAAAACUUUGUCCUCACAGCGUAGUCGAAACAUAGCAUUUUCAAGCGGUGCCUGGAAGGAAGCAGCCUGGACCGAAGCAUAG
Cladocopium goreaui is the source of this 5648-nucleotide messenger RNA. The record is from the annotation of a GenBank genome assembly. Lineage: Eukaryota; Dinophyceae; Suessiales; Symbiodiniaceae.